Molecule: messenger RNA, 1929 nt
Organism: Seminavis robusta
Lineage: Eukaryota; Bacillariophyta; Bacillariophyceae; Naviculales; Naviculaceae
Source: the annotation of a GenBank genome assembly
AUGACAAGUCUAUCGUCGAGGAAACGUCGCAAGCAGGAUGCGGAAGUUGACAGCAUCAUGAAAGAGAUAGAGUCAAAAACGGAGGAAAGGGAGACGGCGCUCGCAACAAGUCGUAAGUUCUUCCUCACGAUAGUGAAAGACGCAACGGAAGAGGAAAUCAAGAAGUCAGAUGCCCUUCAGGACGUGGACAAGAGAUACCGGAAAGAACUUCGUGAGUUGCAAGCCAAGCUUGAUCAAACAAUCAGAGGUCCAACAGAACAUGAUACCAAUGAGGCAACGGCAAAACCAUCAAAUUACCUACCAGCUGAUUCAGACAGGAGUGACGGUUCAUCAAGAUGGGGUUCAAAUACGGAUGGCCCACUGGGCAAGUUACUGAGUCGAAGUCACAAGGAAGUGGUUAUUCUCGACGCAUCGGACGAUGAGGCCGGUGAAAACGAGGACGACGCGGACGACAACUCUUUUCUCGAGGAACUGAGUAAUGCAGAAGCGAUGGCCCAUGCUGAGAAGGUGCAAAAAAGCAGACUCCAGCUUGCUCUUGAAGGUCUCCGUUCCGGCUCCCUCCACCGUGGAAGAAACGACUCUGACAGUAGCAAGACCGAACAGCAAUUAGAGUUUGGGAGCAAAGAGUCAAUGGACUGCGAUGGCAAACGUUUCUUCAAGGGGAGAUGCUACUUCUACCAAUAUGGACGCAGUCAGCACGUGGUUGGGCUCUUGAAGUUCCUCUCCGAACGGGAAGCUGAGUUUGCUUUGAUCGUUCCAUUUUCCGACACAUUUCUUGGAAGGGCAGAAGGCGAGAACUUCAAGGGAGACUGGGAGCCAUGUGCGCAUGUCCAGGUGGAAAUUGAUCCUCUAAUGUUGUCAGACUUGGGCUGUGAGCAUCCCAGCAUUAAAAGCAUCCCCGAGCUCGCUCACGAACCUCAAGGGGUCGUGGGAGCUUCCAUUUACAACUUCUCUUAUUUCUACCCUGGCAAGCGUGAACGCCGCGGUCUUCGAUCUGAAACGCGUUUGCUCGAGUUGUUUGCUGGAUGCGGUGGAAUGGCACAAGGAUUCAAGGUUUGCAACUUCACGUCAGGUUUGGUUGUAGAGAAAGAUGAGCUUGCAGCUGAUUCGUAUGAGGCAAACCACUCGUCUCGCGUUGCUUGCCGUGAUGUGAAGGAAGUGUUGGCAGAGUGCAAGCGAAGCCAACGGCUCAGAGAGCAGAUUGGGUCAGUACACCACAUUCAUGCAUCACCACCGUGCCAAGGCUUUUCUGGCGCCAAUGUUUUUGGUGGUAAGAAUGACAAGGCCAACAACGACCUCUCGUACACCUUUGUGGAUGCCAUUGAGAUAUUUCGCCCUGUCACUGCCACAUUCGAGAACGUCACUGGGAUCUGGCGAAGCAAGAAUAUCCACUAUCUAAAAAACAUUCUCAUCAAGCUUUUGCGUAUUGGAUAUCAAGUGCGUUGCUGCAAACUCGAAGCAUGUGACUUUGGGGACCCGCAGAAGAGACCAAGGAUCUUCAUCUUUGCAGCUCGCAGAGAGGCCUACCUGCCCUUGAUUCCGGAGAAGACACACAGUCUGGGCACGUUUUCAACUUCUCAGGUUACGGUUCGAGACGCCCUUGAAUGCUUUUCUGGUGAGGAGGACGUCGCAACGGGGGAGCAUGGUCCCGGACCGACUGAGCAUGACAUUAAAUUGGAUCCCAACGCAACCGCAUGCACCAUCCGGGCCAGCAAACCCCUUCCUUUCCAUUACAGAUUGAAUCGGAGGAUUACCAUUGCAGAGGCAGCAGCCCUUUUCUCGUACCCUGCUGGAUACAAGUUCAAAGGAAAGCAAACGGACCAACGCCGCCAGAUUGGAAACUCUGUCCCGGUCGAAAUGGCCACUGCUGUCGCCAUGGUAGUCAGGUCGGUGCUGAAGCACGUUUAUGCGUUCGAGGUCGAGAAGUAG